Molecule: messenger RNA, 2230 nt
Organism: Nezara viridula (southern green stink bug)
Lineage: Eukaryota; Metazoa; Arthropoda; Insecta; Hemiptera; Pentatomidae
Source: the annotation of a GenBank genome assembly
GUUUGAGUAAGUGUUUUCAUUCAAAACAUUCCCUGUCAAUAAAACCGGUACUUAAUUAGUUAAAUAAAUAUAUUCUAUUUCUGUUAUGUCAAUGUCUUAAGGAUUAACUUUAGUCAUGGGUGAAAGUAAUAACUCAAUUGUAAUAGAACUUAAAGAGAAGUUUCUUAAAGUUAAUUACCUUAUGAAAGAGGCAUCUAAAACUGAUCCUGAAAAUGAACCCUAUAAAUCUAAAUAUGAAGCCAGGGAUAUUUUAAAUGAUAUGACAAAUUUAAUAGUACAACACAACCAAGAAGAAAUUGCACAAAAUCAACUCCUAGACUUGCUUGCAGUAGUAUGUUGUCUUAGUUCUAUUAUAGCUUAUGAUGUUGAAGAGAUAUCUACAGGUACAGAAUUAGCUAAAAAAGCUUAUGAUAUGGUAGCCAAUGCAAUGAGUCCCUCGAGGAUUCUAUGUGCUAUGACUUGUUUGAAUAACUUAGGGUUUUGGGCUUCUAAUCAAGAAAAUUACUCUCCUGCCCAAGAAUAUUUGGAGUUAUCAGAAAGCCUUUACAUUCGCUAUAAUUCAGAAAUUAAAGCUCCAGCAUUGGAAUUCGAAGAAUUGUUUACUGGAGAAAAGAGUUUUAAGAAUCAAGACAAUGAUUAUGAAAAAUGUCAUACACAGACAUUAUUUUAUCUUGCACAAGUUUAUGCAAAAAAUAACAACCCUUCCAAAGCUGCCAAGUAUUGCCACGUAACAUUGAAGAGGCAAUUAACUAACAUAGAGGAUGUAAUUGACUGGGCAUUGAAUUCUGCUACACUGUCACAGUUCUUAAUAGAACAGAAUGCAUUUGUAGCAGCUCGACAUCAUCUUGCAGCAAGUACUGUAAUUAUGGAGAAUUAUAGUAAAAAAAUAGAUGAAUUAUUGUCAGCAGACCCAGAAAACGAGGAAUUGAAAGCUAAGACAGAAACAGCAAGACAUAGACUUGCUGAUAUUUACCGCUGCUGGGCCAAAUACAGUAUAUUCCUUUUAAAUGGUUCUAAAGAGAGGCUUCUGUCUUCUGAAGGCGAUAAAGUUGAUCCUCCUCCGCAGCCUCCAGAAAUUCUGAAAGGACUCGAGUUUACAUCUUUGAAAGAAAAAACCAAGGAAUUAGAACAGUCUGUAACUGUUGACUUUAUUUUGACCUACGAAGAUGCGAAACCCCUGUUUCAGAAAUCACAAGAAUGGUUAAAUUUGGCAAAAGGCUACUAUACUUUGGAAGAUCAUGCAUCCGAACAUGCCGCUAUUGUGCAAGAUUCCAGCAAGCUAUAUCAUUUACUUUCUUUUUAUCAAGCUGAUGAAGGAAUACAAUGCAAAUUACACAAGCGUAGGAUUGACAGCCUAAUUUCUGUAGUCAAUUCAUUGAAUCCAACGUAUUACAUGAAAGUGUGUCGUGAAAUGUGGUUUGAAAUCGGAGAAACUUGUAUGACCAUGGCUGACAUCAAAGCAAGCCAGGCUAAAGAAUCCAACGAUAAUAAGAAUGUACUACAUUGUGCCUCGAAAGUUAAGAAUCUAUCAUUGCAGGGUAUUAAAUACCUUGAAGACUUCGUAAAAUCUUUUAUAUUAAAAAGCAAAGAAGAAAAAUAUCCUGCAGAAUUUGAGAAGACUAUCAUCCUCAGUUAUAUGUACCUUGGUCAUUUGUACGCGACACUAAAUGAACCAGAUAAAAAUGCAAUGAUUGGCUUCCAAGAAGAAAGUUUACGAUGUUAUGGCGCAAUCAUUGAUUAUUGUACAGCUCACCCAGAUGUAAAAAAGACUUAUCCUGAGGAAUAUUCCAUUUGUCUGGAAAUGGUUGAUCUCAUCCCAUUGAAAAUUACUAGAAUGAAGAAAAUGUUCAAUAAAUCUCAACCAAAUUAAAUCUUAUUAAUCUUGAUUUUAAUUAAUUAACUAUUGACUGAAGAUUAAUCUUAUAUAUUCAUUCAUUUUUAAUUGCAUUCAAAAUACAAGCAUCGUUUGCUGCUCUUUAACUUGAAAUUUAGUUGCCUGUGGUUUGAUUUAAAAAAAAAAAAAAGAAGAAGAAGAGAAACUGCUAUUUUAGAAUGCACAGUGUGUACUGAAUAUCAAGGAUAAAUAUAGUUUGUAUUUAUGUUGUUGUUUUUUUUAACAAAAUUUAUGUAAAUUUCUAUGCUUUAUAAUAGAAUUCAUCUGUUGUAUGCCACUUGUAAGCAUUUAGUAGUCCAAAUUACAUUACUUGUAAAUAUAUCUAUAUAAAAAAAC